AUGAACGAAUCAAAGCAGCUCCCAUCAAUACCGACCCUCUUGCAGAGGAUUAAACGUGCUGUGGCCCCAUUACAGACCCUGGCGACAACAGUGACAGUAACCUCAGUAAUGACUGGAAUUAUCCCCUUGACACAGACAACACUGACAGCUGGUGGACCAGUGGUUAUGGUCUUUGGAUUCCUCCUUGUCUCCCUGAUAACAUCGACCAUUGCGCUUUCACUCGCCGAUAUUGCAUCGGGAUUCCCAUACGUCAAGGGCGGGCUCAUCGAAUACAGUCGUCGUCUGGCUCCACCAAGGCUGCGGCGGAUCUCUUCUUGGUUUGUCGGAUGGCUCCAUUUUGCUGCCUUUGUUACUGGAACUUCGAGCUGUGCAUUUGCAUUUGCAUUGUUCUCGACAGCAGCCAUCCAAAUCUCAACAGGCCAUGUCCCCCAACGCUGGAUUACGGUCUCCAUCCACAUCAUCAUUUCGACUCUGUUUGGCGCCAUCAACGCCUACAACAUCAACAUUGACUUAAUCUCUGUCGUGUGGCAUGUGUUGGGACCCAUCAUUGUGUUACUGACGAUCGCGACUGCGAACAAGGCACCGCCCUCGGCUACUUGGGUCUUUACGCAUUUUGAGAACCAGACUGGAUGGGAUAGUUCUUUCUAUGGCGCGUUCACCAUGACAGGAUACGAUGCACCAAUCCACACAAUGUACAACAUCAAAAACACCGCCUGGAAAGUGCCACAGGGGAUCUUCAUAGGCUUCCUCGUCUCCUUCACCUUGGGCAUAACCCUCAUCCUUACCCUCCUCUACGGAAUCUCUGAUCUCUCCGCCAUCGUCAACCCCACCAUCUCUGGCGUCUCUGCGAUCGAAAUCUUUUCGCACCUCGUUGGCCUGGUAUACUCGGUCCCAAUAGCACUCCGACUCUUCUACCCAAAUCCAACCCUCUUUCACCCCGGCCCCUUCUCCCUCGGCCCGCUCCGCCGCCCCAUCGCCUUCAUCGCCAUCACUUGGGCGGUCCUAGGCGUCUUCAUCUUCUCCCUCCCCAGCGUCCACCCUAUUACAACCGACAAUAUGAACUAUGCGAGCAUUCUGUUGUUGGGCACUGUGGGGUUGAUUCUUGGGUGCUGGUACUUCUCGGCACGCCACUGGUUUAGCCUUGACCUAGGAGGUGGUGAUAGUGGGCUAUUGUAUGGGUCGGAGAAGGGAUAUGGUGGAAGAGGAGCAGGGGCAAGACUUGGAGUGGGAAGUCUUGGAGGUGGAGGGUUGUGUGGAAUGUCGCGACUGGAUGGGCUAGAUCUGGAUGGAGUCGGUGAUUGCGAUGAUAAGGAUUUGGAUGAGAUUGAGCAUUGGCUUGACCACUUGGAACGCGACUUGCGUUCUCUGGAAUGA
Linnemannia hyalina is the source of this 1374-nucleotide messenger RNA. Lineage: Eukaryota; Fungi; Mortierellomycota; Mortierellomycetes; Mortierellales; Mortierellaceae. The record is from the annotation of a GenBank genome assembly.